Molecule: messenger RNA, 1005 nt
Organism: Cynara cardunculus var. scolymus (artichoke)
Lineage: Eukaryota; Viridiplantae; Streptophyta; Magnoliopsida; Asterales; Asteraceae
Exons: 1
Coding region: 1-1005 (334 amino acids)
Molecular function (GO): nucleic acid binding; protein binding; zinc ion binding
Source: RefSeq, a predicted model, not a curated record
AUGGUCACGUCGGCAAACCCAACCACUAUACCAAACGCAGUGGUUUUGGCAAGCCGUCGGACAAAUGAUGCAGUUAGAUCAGGGAUUUUAAAGCAAGACAAAUUUGGUGGAACGAGGAAACUAGAGGGGCAAUCGUGGAAUAGGGCCAACAACAAUUUAGGCAAGAACCAAAAAGUGAUAAGAAACUUUGGGGCCCAGUCUCAAACAGGAGAAAAGGGCAAGGGAACUUACCCUAAGUGUGGCAAGUGCAAUUAUCACCAUAGCGGGAGAUGCAUCAUCUGUUUUAGAUGCAAUAAAGGAGGUCAUUUCGCUAAAGAUUGCAAGAUCGGAGAGAAUCGAACAUGCCAUGAGUGCGGAAGCUCGAAUCACUUCAGGAAUGCAUGCCCGAAAUUGAACCGAGGGUCAGUUACUAACCCAGCACGACCAGUCAACCAAGGAAAUCAAGGAGGCCAAGCACGAGGUCGAGCAUUUGCAAUUGGGGUGGAAGAAGCCAAGCAAGACUCGAAUGUGGUCACAGGUACAUUUCUUCUGAAUAAUCAUUACACAUCCAUACUAUUUGAUUCUGAAGCAGAUAGAAGCUUUGUAUCCCUAGAAUUUAGACCAAAGAUUAGUUUAAAAUCGCAAAAGCUGAAAGAAGAUUUCGUUAUCGAGUUUGCUAAUGGUCAGGAAGUUAGGACGGAAGACGUAAUCACAAAUUGUACAUUACGUUUAGCUGAACAAAACUUUAGCAUAGACCUUAUUCCAAUUAGAUUAGGAAGCUUCGAUGUAGUUGUGGGUAUGGAUUGGCUAUCCAAAAAUCAAGCCGAGAUAUGUUGUUCUGAGAAGACCAUUCAAAUUUUGAAAGGAAGUGAAGCGCUCGUGGUGCAUGGAGAGAAGUCCCAGAGAAAUUUCAAAUUACUAACAUGUAUGAAGAUGCGAAAAUACUUGAAAAAGGAAUAUGUCGCGUUUAUGGCUCACAUUAUGGAUAAAGGAAUUAAAGAGAAACGCAUCCAGGAUUUCCCAUAG